Messenger RNA from Xiphophorus hellerii (green swordtail), 2728 nucleotides. RefSeq names its product gap junction protein alpha 8 paralog a (gene gja8a). Gene Ontology annotation, molecular function: gap junction channel activity. Gene Ontology annotation, cellular component: connexin complex. The transcript has a single exon. Gene Ontology annotation, biological process: cell-cell signaling; gap junction-mediated intercellular transport. Bases 235 to 1506 code for a protein of 423 amino acids. The record is from RefSeq and is a predicted model, not a curated record. Lineage: Eukaryota; Metazoa; Chordata; Actinopteri; Cyprinodontiformes; Poeciliidae.
UUGUGAAGUUUCAGUAUGUUAAGUUUUUAAACUGAAAUGCAUGCCAUUACUAGCAGCUAAUGUUUGAUGAACAAGAAUUUCAUAGUUGGAUUUGUCCUCUAAUGCAUUGCUUACCUUUGGCCCUCUCUUUCCCACUCCCACUAUGGAUCCUCCCUACCCCAUCCUCCCCGUGUGAAUGCACCCUCUGUGUCCAUUCCUACCCCACCCUUCAUUCCGCAGUGCUACGGACCGACCAUGGGUGACUGGAGCUUUCUGGGUAACAUUUUAGAGGAAGUCAACGAGCACUCCACGGUGAUCGGCCGGGUGUGGCUCACAGUGCUGUUCAUCUUCCGUAUCCUCAUACUGGGCACGGCGGCAGAGUUCGUGUGGGGCGACGAGCAGUCCGACUAUGUUUGCAACACACAACAGCCUGGAUGCGAGAACGUGUGCUACGACGAGGCCUUUCCCAUCUCCCACAUACGCCUGUGGGUGCUCCAGAUCAUCUUUGUGUCCACGCCGUCUCUGGUGUACGUCGGCCACGCUGUGCACCAUGUCCACAUGGAGGAGAAACGUAAGGAGCGAGAGGAGGCAGAGCUUAGCCGGCAACAGGAACUGAGCGAGGAGCGUCUGCCUCUGGCACCUGACCAGGGAAGUGUCCGCACAACUAAGGAGACCAGCACCAAAGGCAGUAAGAAGUUUCGCCUGGAGGGCACCCUGCUGAGGACCUACAUUUGCCACAUUAUCUUCAAGACACUAUUUGAAGUGGGUUUUGUGGUAGGGCAGUACUUUCUUUAUGGCUUCCGCAUCCUGCCACUGUACAAAUGCAGCAGAUGGCCCUGCCCCAACACGGUGGACUGCUUUGUGUCUCGCCCAACGGAGAAGACUGUCUUCAUCAUCUUCAUGUUGGCUGUGGCCUGUGUCUCGCUCUUCCUCAACUUUGUGGAGAUCAGCCACUUGGGUCUGAAGAAAAUCCGCUUUGUCUUCCGUAAGCCAGCUCCAGCUCCAGCCCAAGGCGAGGGCACAGCCCCGCCUCUGCCAUCACAAGGAAAAGGUCUGUCCCCACUGGCUGUUCCCGUUUUGCAAAGAGCAAAAGGCUACAAGUUGCUAGAGGAGGAAAAGGUUCCACCUGUAACUCACCUCUACCCUCUGGCUGAGGUCGGCAUGGAGGCUGGCAGAGGGACUCCACCCUUCCACACACUGGAGGAGAAGGUGGAGGAGGUACUGCCCAUGGAGGACAUCUCUAAGGUGUACGAUGAGACUCUGCCUUCCUACAGUCAAACAACGGGGACAGGGGAAGUGACGUUACAUGAAGAAGAGGUUGAGGAGGUGCCACCACCAGAGGUGGAAGCAGAGAGAAUAGAGGAAGGUCUAGAUGAGGAUGCGGAGGUAGAGGAAGGAGAAAACGAGGAGAUGGAAACUCCUGCUGAGGCAGAGGUGGAGGCGACGGAUACGAUAGAAGACACCAGACCAUUGAGUCGACUGAGCAAAGCAAGCAGCAGGGCCAGAUCAGAUGAUCUCACCGUAUGAACCUGUGAGACAAAGCACACGCAUGCCUUCACACAUUCAACAUCAGGGAGAGCAUACACCACUAACUCAAAGCAGUGCAUACUUUUACACAGGCAGGCCCAAAAAUGGAUGAAAAAGAAAAAUCGACAGGGAUAGAGAAAAACCUUUAAGGGUGGAAUUCUGCAGAAAGCACCCUCAAUAAAAUAAAAUAUAAUAAAAUAAACAAAAAAGUCAGAGUGUUUGAGGUAAAAUGGAAUAUAAAACUAGGGUUUAAAGAGGAGACUUUUUUACUAAGUGUGUACUUAUUUAAAAAGAAAAAUGGGGAAAUGUUUUUACUUGAUGAAAAUCAUUUUCAGUUUUUAGACAUCUUUUCUAUUGAAAGAGUUAUAGCUAUUUAUGAUGGAGAAAUAGGUACUUGUUUACAAGGCUUGAGUUGAUAGGGAAAGACUACUAGAUUGUCUGCAAGUCAAUGCUUUUGCUGUAGAUGGACGAUGACUUUUCUAUUUAGACAGCGGCAAAGUGUAAAGGCAGCCACACUGCUGUUGCUGAGAAACCUACUGCAUAGAAACACACAACAUCUGCUAAGGUUAGCAGAUACACAGAUAUUUAAAGACAAAAAAAGUUUGAUUUAGGUUCAGAGGGCCGUACUUCUUUUGCACAUUCAGAGAUUUCAACUCUGCAAGGCCUUUAACCCUCGUAACACCUCAUCUAUGGAUCCAUUUAUACAAGAUUCUUUCAAGAGAAGAGGGAUUUGCAUCAGUUUCAGAGCAUUUCUCUCCUUUUUGUGCUCAUAUACUAGGUGGUAAAAGCUAGAGCAUAGAUAGUCAGAAAAAAAAGAGAAAAAUUACCACAUGUUGGAUGUCUUUUUCAAUGUGAUUUGCAUCUUUUAUUUUAGACCUGCUUAUGUUCUGUAGCCGUUCAGAAAAGGAAAACCUGUGUACUGUGAUAUCAGCUGUCCAUGCAAGACAGCAGGGCUCAUUUUGCCCAAUCAGAGAGAGGACUAUAGUAGUGACCUCAAGCCAAAUCCUCUCUGCGUGCUGUACAAAUAGGCGUCCGGGCGAUAAAGAUCAUGCAGCAUCAGCACAAACUAUUGUUGGGGGCACCACAAUAAAAGAAACCACACUCAUCAAUGAAAACAGGCAUCCUUGACCCAGGAAAUCAAACCUUUGACUCAGUUUCAUUUACACAUUAGUAUUUAUCAUUACACAACAAGGACAAACUACAAAAUGCAUGAAGUUUCAGA